This is a messenger RNA of Oppiella nova, 480 nucleotides long. The record is from the annotation of a GenBank genome assembly. NCBI's taxonomy places the organism in Eukaryota, Metazoa, Arthropoda, Arachnida, Sarcoptiformes, Oppiidae.
AUGUACCGUGUCUAUGACUGCAAAGAGCAUAACUAUACGAAUGACAGAACUCAAGCCAUUCCUACUAUAAAGAAAUUGUCGCCUCAAAAGCAGAUUCAUAUCGCAAUCGGAGAUGAUUUGUCACAAAUGGUGAUCUUAUGGAGUGAGAAAAGACAAACCAAUAAGACUGCAGUCACUUAUGGCUUAUAUAAUGGAGACUACAACCACAUCCAGACCGGCUAUUCCGAGCUUUUGAAAAAUGAUAAUAAGGAAGUGAACUCAGAAAUAGCCGAUGCGUUGGCCAUUGACUACGGACUGAAGCAUUUCGAGACGAGUGCUAAAGAGAAUAUAAACCUCGAAAAGGCUUUCUUUCAGAUUUCUAAAGACAUCUAUAAUGAGAAAUGUUUGAGAGGUGAGGAAAAUGGUGUUACAUUACCACAAGCCGAAGUGAAAAAAGGCAAGACCUACCGGUGCUGUCAAUUAUUCUUUGUGUUGUAUUGA